Molecule: messenger RNA, 2002 nt
Organism: Rhododendron vialii
Lineage: Eukaryota; Viridiplantae; Streptophyta; Magnoliopsida; Ericales; Ericaceae
Product: probable inactive poly [ADP-ribose] polymerase SRO2
Exons: 5
Coding region: 610-1626 (338 amino acids)
Molecular function (GO): NAD+ poly-ADP-ribosyltransferase activity
Source: RefSeq, a predicted model, not a curated record
AGAGGAGAGAGAAAAAAAUCCAUACGAAACAUAUAAAACGUGAGGCGGUGUUUCCGUUGGUUUUUAUGAUCAAAACUAGUUCCUCAUCCCCUGAAUCCUCUUCUCCAAGCAACAAACAUACUACAAAGGGAACAAACCCAUAUUAAUAGAUGAUGUCUACAGACUACAAACACAAUUGCCAAAUCUGUUGAUUCUACUUAGAGUCGGUGUCUGAGUUUCUUCAGUUCAAUUCAUAUUUUGCUCUCAACUACUAGGAGAAACGCGUUGUUACUUCGUCUCCAGGUAAAGCAAAUGUCAUUGAUGAUUUCUUUUCUUUCCCCAUAUUCGUUUGGCAGAUAUUCUUAUUCCUCUUAUCUUCACCUUUUCCCUUCCACUAGAAUAGAUUACAAUUCAAUUGCGUAGGAUUUGCUUUAGAUUUCCUUGUAAAGCACUUGGGUUUUCUUUUUCUUUUUCUAAAAGUUUUGCCAAUCUAACCAAACACCCUUUUAGAUUUUGCCAACCUUGAUUUUCUCCCUCUUUUCUUGGUUUUGGGUAGUUUCAUUGGUUUCUAGAUUGAAACCUUUUGAUUUUGUUGAGAAUUGUUUGUUAUUGGAGUUACUCUCUGUUCCAAUGGAAACAACUGGCCAACAUGUACAUUUUAGAGAUUUAGUUGCUGACAAUAACACUAGGGGACAAAAAUUAGAUGACCAGAUUAACCAUUCGGGUACCGAAGAGGAUUCGAUUUCUGACUGUGAAAGUGGGAUUUCUGGACCAAACAAUGACGAGGAAUCUCAACUGUUUGGCAAUGGGUUGAUCGAAUUGGAUGAAGGAGAUAGGCUGCACCAGAUGAUCAAGCGGAAGUUUGUUUCGGGUUUGGGUAGUACUGGGAAUCAUGCCUCUGUAGUUGCUAUAUACAGAAAUUCUUGCUCUAGCUUUACAGGACAAGCGCGCCUUCAAUCAUUUCGUAUUUUUGCCAAAGCAAUGGGAAAUAAGUGUGGUGGUAAUGCAAAUUUGAGGUAUGCUUGGUAUGGCGGUUCGAAGGAUGAGAUUGAAAAGAUUAUUUCUUAUGGUUUUGGUCAUUGUGGGGAUAAUGAGGACAAGGGAUUGUAUGGCCAUGGCAUCUAUCUCUCUCCUGAAGAUUUCUCCAGUGAUUGUGUGGAAUCCACAAUUGUUGACAAAGAUGGCUUCAAGCAUCUAAUGCUUUGUCGCGUUGUUAUGGGGAAUAUGGAGCUUGUCCAUCCCGGAUCAGAGCAGUGUCAUCCGAGUUCUGAAGAGUUUGAUUCUGGAGCCGACAAUCUUAUUUCUCCAAGGAAAUAUAUAGUGUGGAGUACCCACAUGAAUACGCAUAUUUUGCCGGAGUACGUUAUAAGUUUCAGGGCUCCUUGUUCCACAAAACGUGUGCAAAGGAUUCAAGCUCCAAUGAGGAGACCAACUUCACCUUGGAUGCCAUUUGCUACUCUAAUAUCAGUACUUUCAAAGUUCUUACCUGCUCCUGCUAUGAGUUUGAUAACCAAGUAUCAUCAUGAGCAUAGAGAAAGGAAGAUCUCGCGCUAUGACUUGAUCAGGCGAGUAAGAGAGAUGGCAGGAGACAAGUUGUUGACUGCAGUCAUAAAAUCUUAUAGAGACAAGGUUAUUAUGUGCUUCUGAGAGUUAUGCUACUAGAAGGAGAAACUCAGCAUUUAUGCAUUAAGGAUAUGCUUUUUAGCAAGUAAUAGAAGAAGAUCACCUUAGGUUAGUUAUUGCUGUCAAAGUUGUCUCGUGAUAAGGUUGCACUUUUUUCUGGCAUCUAUGGCUACUUUAGUAACCAAAUAAACCAAGGCUGAUUAGGAACUGGAAAAGAUGGAGAAUAAAAAUGUUACUGCAACUUGUGAUUUGAUGCCUUCCUCUUUAACUGGCCUUGUUUAAGUUGCUCAAAUGCCCAUCAACUCAAGUACAUACCUCUUGCCAGUAGUGAACUAGUGGAGCAUCAUUUUUUUUCUCCCUACAUAGAUAGAUGCAUAUAUUCCUUAAGCUUUGAGAGAUU